GAUAAAGAAGACGAAGACUAUUACACACAACAGCUGGGCAGUAGAAAUACAAGGAGGAGACGAUGUUGCAAACAGAAUAGCCAAGACUCAUGGAUUCUCAACAAGGGCCAGCAUCGUAAAUAUUUAGAUUUGAAUGUACAACCAGUAUGGGAUCAAGGGAUUACUGGUAAAGGAGUAGUUGUUAGUAUAAUAGAUGAUGGUAUUGAGUAUACCCAUCCUGACUUACAUCAUAAUUAUGAUCCUCACGCUAGUUAUGAUUUUAAUUCUCAUGAUUCUGAUCCUAUUCCACGCUAUGACCCAAGCGAUGAAAACAGACAUGGUACUCGCUGCGCUGGUGAGGUUGCAGCUGGUUUAAACAAUAUCUGCACUGUGGGUGUAGCUUAUAAUGCCAGUAUUGGUGGUGUUCGUAUGUUGGACGGUGAUGUUACUGAUAUUGUUGAAGCUAGUUCACUUUCAUUUAACUCACAACAUAUUGAUAUUUAUAGCAGUAGUUGGGGUCCUACUGAUGAUGGUAGAUCGCUUGACGGUCCAGGAAAACUCACUAAACAUGUUUUUUUUGAAGGAAUAAGGCGUGGUGGUAAAGGCUCCAUAUAUGUUUGGGCCUCUGGUAAUGGUGGGGCUUCAAAAGAUAGUUGCAUUGAUGGUUAUGGUUAUGUAGUCAGUCCUUACACUAUUGCUAUUAGUGCUGUCACUGAACAUAAUCAAUUUCCGUGGUAUGCUGAGGAAUGUUCAUCUAUUUUAGCUGCCACUUACAGCAGUGGAUCAAAUGGAGAAAAACAGAUUGUUACUACUGAUCUCCGUCAUAAAUGUACUGAGUAUCAUACUGGUACAUCAGCAGCUGCUCCAAUGGCUGCUGGUUUACUAGCAUUAGCACUGGAAGCCAAUUCUGAUCUUACAUGGAGAGAUGUCCAGUAUAUUAUUAUUUACUCCAGUAAUUCAUCUAUCCCUAUUGAUCCACACUGGCAGGUCAAUGGUGCUGGGUUAAGAAUCACCAUAGUAGGAUUUGGACUAAUGGAUGCUGCCUCCCUUGUUAACGAGCUCGAUAUUGGAUUAAUGUACAAGAACAACGAGUCUGUAAUAUCUCAGUUACACUAG
Gigantopelta aegis is the source of this 1095-nucleotide messenger RNA. RefSeq names its product furin-like protease kpc-1. Gene Ontology annotation, biological process: protein processing. NCBI's taxonomy places the organism in Eukaryota, Metazoa, Mollusca, Gastropoda, Neomphalida, Peltospiridae. The record is from RefSeq and is a predicted model, not a curated record. Gene Ontology annotation, molecular function: serine-type endopeptidase activity. Gene Ontology annotation, cellular component: Golgi membrane; trans-Golgi network.